UUUGUCUAUAACUUGGCCUACCCAAAAAUGUUCAAAGUAGUCAGCAUUUCAGAUGACUUCAAGAAUUUUAAAGUUAGAAGAUUUUUUUCAUGAUUACAGAUGAUUUUGCCAUAAUUCACGGUCACCCUGGAAAGGUCUUUCUCGACAGACGAAUUUCGCAGUUUUUUCUAGACGAAAAGGGAAAUUUCCACAACAAACUCUCCGGCGAAACUUAUCCUUUAACCCAACAGACUUACUGCAUCGAACACGCUACGAAAAAUAAAGCCGUGCUGAAUCACAGAUACUUCGGAAUCAUCAUGGAUUCUAACCCGCCCCUCCAAACGAAAUUCCAGCUGAACAGGUGGACUUUGGUUGUUUCCGACAUUUUUCUAGUAGUGACCAUGGCUUACUACAUUUUCGCGGGAGAAACCAGAAAAGUAUUCGGAAAAACUCUGGUCAGCUUCUGCUUGGCCAUAUUCAUUCUUUAUGCACUCAUUGUUUUCACAACAUUCAAGACGAAACUGCACUAUAAGAAGAACAAAUUGUUGUGCAAGAUAAUUGGCUUCUCAAUUAUAUACCUUGGAUUUUCUUGUUUCGUUUGGUUGCAGAUCAUUUGUUUUGAUAUCUACUGGACUUUUAGUUUCUCCACCAAAUAUCCGACAUACACCGAGAAGAGGAAGAAAGAAUUCAAGAGAUUUCUGUCAUACAGUUUACACGGAUGGGGUUCACCACUGAUUCUCACUCUCCUAAUGGUUCUCUUCCAUUUUGUGAACGUAUUACCUGAAGUAAUUGAAAUAAAAAUGGGUGUAACAAAAUGUGGAAUUGAAAGAGCUAACGGAAACAAGACGGAAUUAUUAUUUAGAUCUAUUCCAUUGACGAUUAUCCAAGUUGUGAAUUUUUACCUUUUCAUCAAAACCGUCCUGUACUGUUUGAAGGUGAAAAGAGACAUAAAGAAGAUGAACCAGACCUCACUCAAUAUCAAGAAGAAAAAGAAAUUUUUCGCAAGAAAAGCCAGGUUUGUACUUGUUGUCAAACUGUGUUUCACCAUGGGCAUUUUCUAUCUCUUCGAAGUUGUUUCUUCUUUUUUCGAUUUCAGCACAUACAAGGUUACUUCAAUUAUAGAAAUCGUAUGGGAUUUCAUCAACUCUUUGCAAGGUCUUUUUAUUUUCCUCAUUUUCGUAUGCAAGAAAAAAAACUUGGUCAAGUGCAAGAAGUUCAGCGCAGUGGAAAAAAUCAGGAAGUUGUCCCUGUCCGGCACCAUGACCACGAGUCUUUCGUCAGUGGGAAGGAAAAUCAGCAACGUCACAAGGAGGACGUCGAAAAUGGAAGUGCAGGAGACGUGAGAAGUUUCUGAAGGAAGUUUGACACCGAUGUGAAAUUGUACACUGAGAGAAAAACCUCUAUUCCAUUAGUUCAUAAUUCAACAGCUUUUUACAACUACAAAAUUUCAAGUCCAGUUUCACGAUCCUUCUGAUAAGGGCUGAACAUGAAAGAAAAUAUCCGGAAAAUCAUUUGUAUUCUAAGAAAUCGAUGUUCUACAACUAUUAUAUUGAGAUAUGUUAUUCCUAGUAGUCGAUAGUGCAAGAUGAUGAUAAUAAGUUUAUUGAAAAAAAUCAUCAAUUUUGCUUUUCAAUAUUGUACUAAUUUGAUAAUAAUAUGAAUAAACUGAGGA
Leptinotarsa decemlineata (Colorado potato beetle) is the source of this 1651-nucleotide messenger RNA. RefSeq names its product probable G-protein coupled receptor Mth-like 3. The record is from RefSeq and is a predicted model, not a curated record. Lineage: Eukaryota; Metazoa; Arthropoda; Insecta; Coleoptera; Chrysomelidae. Gene Ontology annotation, biological process: cell surface receptor signaling pathway; G protein-coupled receptor signaling pathway. Gene Ontology annotation, molecular function: G protein-coupled peptide receptor activity. Gene Ontology annotation, cellular component: plasma membrane.